UUGAUGUGAGAAACAAACUUUAUUAUUUAACAACUGUGUACAAGCUUUAAUUUUCCUACUCCGAUUCCUCAAACUUUGCAUAGUUAAUGCUGCACUGUUCCAAGUGCAGUCUGGAAUAAAAGAUCCCCAUUUAAUUCAUCCUGUGUCCAGUGCCAUAACUAAUUCACAUCCCAGGCUACAUAUGUAAAAUACAAUUUGAGUAGGAUUUCCAAAGGCUUUGCUGAAUAUUUGCUUAUCUCUACUAUUUUAAUUUUCACAAUAUAUUACCAGCUGACAAUGUGAGAAAAUCAGACAAAUUAGCUUGACUUUGUUCCACCCCUUCUUGGCCUGAUUCAUGUCCUGCCUUAUGAUAUUAUUGGCUAUGUUCUUAAUCCUUCAUCCAUGCUAAUUAUGUAUAUAAAAGUGCAAAUAGUGUAUCAAGUCAUUUGUAUUUGGCAUUCACAGUUGAACAACAUUUUUUGUGAUGCUUCUCUUUCUUUACACACUCCUGCUAUUCCAUCAACUUCAUACAAAGGCAGGAAACACUGUUUGCCGAAUAAUGGGAGAUCCUCAGUAUCCGCUGCUUUCCAAGGAUGGAGACAUAACAAUUGGAGCACUUUUUCCAGUCCACAGCAUAGAAACAUUACCUUCAUUUGAGUUUAAACAAAAACCACAGCUGCUAUCAUGCACCAGUGUGUAUCUGAGAGAUUUUCGACUGGCACAAAUCAUGGUCUUUGCCAUUGAGGAGAUUAACAGAAGUAAAAGUUUGCUCCCAAAUGUUUCUAUUGGUUAUCGAAUAUAUGAUACAUGUGGGUCAAGACUGUCUACCGUGAGUGCAACUAUGGGACUGUUGAAUGACCCGGAGUUUGAACCAGGACACAGAUGCAAUGGACAGUCUCCUUUACAUGCCAUCAUAGGCGAAUCUGAGUCUUCUGCAACAGUGAUUCUGUCUAGAACUACAGGACCUUUUAAGAUUCCAGUGGUAAAGAGCAAUAAUGCUAGAUGUUUAACUCAAUCACAGAUGACUGUAUCACUGCUUCCUGUGCUUUCUUUUUCAGAUAAGUCACUCUGCUUCAUGUGAAUGCCUCAGUAACAGGAAAGAUUACCCCUCAUUCUUCAGGACUAUUGCUAGUGAUUACCACCAGAGCACAGCACUUGCAUACAUAGUCAAGCACUUAGGCUGGUCCUGGGUGGGAGCUGUGAAUAGUGACAAUGACUAUGGAAACAAUGGAAUGGCCAUAUUUCUGAAAAUAGCCCAGGAGGAGGGGGUUUGUGUGGAGUACUCUGUAAAAUUCUA
This is a messenger RNA of Ctenopharyngodon idella (grass carp), 1276 nucleotides long. RefSeq names its product extracellular calcium-sensing receptor-like. Gene Ontology annotation, biological process: G protein-coupled receptor signaling pathway. Gene Ontology annotation, cellular component: membrane. The record is from RefSeq and is a predicted model, not a curated record. Gene Ontology annotation, molecular function: G protein-coupled receptor activity. The coding region runs from base 464 to 1060 and encodes 198 amino acids. Lineage: Eukaryota; Metazoa; Chordata; Actinopteri; Cypriniformes; Xenocyprididae. The transcript has 2 exons.